AUGGCAGCACAUGAGAUUCGAAAUGUCGAACCGAUUCAUGAAGUUUGGAUCAAACCCAUAGCCAAUUUUAUGAAAUGUAAUAUUGACGCAUCUUUUUCCAUCAAUCACGACUUACUGGGAAUUGGUAUUAUAAUCCGCGAUCACCGUGGUCAUUUUGUCAAGGCGAAAACUAUCCAAUUUACACCUUUUUUAGAGGUCCCAGAAGGUAAGGCUCAAGGCCUCUUACAUGCUAUAAAUUGGGUUAUUGAGUUGGGUUUGGUUAACAUUGUUUUUGAGCUGGAUGCUAAAAUUGUAGUUGAUGCUUUUAAUAAUUUCAAAGUUGAUAUGUCUAACUUUGGUUUAAUUAUUGACCAAUGUCGUAAUUUAGUUGCUCAAAGUUUACCAAACUCAAAAAUUGUGUUUAUUGAGAAGAAAGCAAACAAAGCAGCUAGGGUAUUAGCAAGUGUGGCUUUAGAUAUGGUUUGUCCUCAAGUUUAUCAUCAUGUUCCAUUAUGUAUUUCCUCUAUUAUUUUUAAUGAAAUGAUAUGA
This is a messenger RNA of Trifolium pratense (red clover), 528 nucleotides long. RefSeq lists its product as uncharacterized. The transcript has a single exon. The record is from RefSeq and is a predicted model, not a curated record. Bases 1 to 528 code for a protein of 175 amino acids. NCBI's taxonomy places the organism in Eukaryota, Viridiplantae, Streptophyta, Magnoliopsida, Fabales, Fabaceae. Gene Ontology annotation, molecular function: nucleic acid binding; RNA-DNA hybrid ribonuclease activity.